This is a messenger RNA of Oncorhynchus nerka (sockeye salmon), 2130 nucleotides long. RefSeq names its product adhesion G protein-coupled receptor E1-like. The coding region runs from base 333 to 725 and encodes 130 amino acids. NCBI's taxonomy places the organism in Eukaryota, Metazoa, Chordata, Actinopteri, Salmoniformes, Salmonidae. Gene Ontology annotation, molecular function: calcium ion binding. The transcript has 4 exons. The record is from RefSeq and is a predicted model, not a curated record.
AAAGGGGGAAGAGUGUGAACAAGAGGGAGAAGAGGCGUUCUCUAACAGAAAGAGGUAGAGGAAAGGAGAGCAAAAUAGUUGUUUUCUAUCUCCGUGGAUCUCACACUGAGAGUUGUCUCACCACAAGAGAGGGAAUAUUUUAUUUAUUUUUCUUCUGUUCAUGUUAUCACCACUGAUCAUGCAGAAUAAAAACCUUGUUAAACUGGGAUUUUCUUCAAUCUGAACUCAACUGUAAAACAGAUUUAACCUCAGACUGAUUCUUCUGACGGGACUCGUUCUAUUAGGAUCCUACUAGUUGUCUGGUGUGGAUAUAAUACCAGUCUGUCUCUGAGAUGGGGUCCAGAACUCUUCUACUUGUUCUGGGUCUUCAUUUCACUCUUCUGGGGAACCUAGAGGCCAUAGAUUGCGACCCGGGCUUCACAGCCAAAGGGAGACAAUGUGAUGAUAUAGAUGAGUGUAAAGAGUGGGACAGUACCCCACCCUGUGAAAGUACUGCCACGUGUUACAACACACCGGGGAGCUUCUACUGUCAGUGUCAACCUGGGUUCAGAUCCACAACGACUGUCGACUUUACUCCUCUCACUGGGAAGUGUAAGGAGCUCAAUGAGUGCCAGGAGACACCACAGGUUUGUGGCAGCAACUCCGUUUGCCUCAACACCAUCGGGAGCUUCAAAUGCCAGUGUCAACCUGGGUUCAGAUUCUCUCGUAACACUGAGAAGUACUGAUGGAAAGUCCAAUAUCAAGUUUUCUGAUGAGUUUACCAAUGAUUUUGUCACGUCUGCUCCUGCUCCCCCUCUCUGACGCUCGAGGUUGCCAGACGGCUCAUCAUUACUCACACCUCUCACCAUCGUUACGCGCCCCAGCGCUUCAUCGGACUCACCUGGACUCCAUCACGUCAUUGAUUAUCUACCCUAUAUCUGUCACCCAUCCAGUUAAUUUUCCGUGUCUGCAUUGAUGUUGUAUUGUUUCUCCUGUCCAGACACUCUUACUGUUUUUCGUGUCUGUUAAUCCAUUAAAUAUUCAUUCCCUGUACUUACUUCUCGUCUCCCAGCGUCUGGCAUCACAGAGCCAUUACAGAUUGUGUACAUUUCCUUUUUAAAGACUUGCUGAGGCAUUUGACAGUUAGUGACACUGUAGUAAUAUACAGUAUAAAGAUACCUGGAUCCGGCUGUUUUUCAGUUUAUUUUUAUUUAAAUUGAACCUUUAUUUGACUAGACAAGCCAGUUAAAAACAAAAUGUUACUUACAAUGAUGCCCUAGGAACAGUGGGUUAACUGCCUUGUUCAGGGGCAGAACAACAUGUAUAUUUUCUUUCAGCUCCAGGGAUUCGAUCAAGCAACCAUUCGGUUAUUGUCCCAAUGCUCUAACCACUAGGCUACCUGCCACUAGGAUACCUAUCUCCUCUCUUGGGUAGGGGGUAGUAUUUUCACCUCCUGAUGAAAAACAUGCCCAAAGUAAAUGGCUUGUUUCUCAAUCCCAGAAUUUAGGAUAUGCAUAUAAUUAGUAGAUUUGGAUAGAAAACACUCUAAAGUUUCCAAAACUGUUAAAAUAAUAUGCCUGUGAGUAUGACAGAACUGAUAUGGCAGGCGAAAACCUGAGAAAAAUCCAUCCAGGAAGUGGAAUUGUUUUCAUGUGGCUGUUUUUCAUUUAAAUAGUUUGUCUGGUUUCAGAAAAACGACGUGUUAACAGCCAUUUCAACAGUUUUAACAAUAGUUAUCACAGUGUCAUACAAGGAGGGAAAAUGUUGCUGUCUGAAGAGGUAGCAUUGAAUUGUACACAGCAUCUCCUCUUACUCUAUCUUGGUUCUUGCAGGUGACUGUGACCACCUCCUCAGACCAAUUGACAGUACGCCCAGAACAUUGUUCUGGUAACCAAAAUGAGUAUCUCAGUUUCAAGGUCCCAGAUUUGAGAGAAGAAACCUUGUUAGUUAUCAGUCAGUCAGUCACUUGCAGGAACCAAUGUUGCAUAAUGAAUCAUGUAAAUCAUGCUUAUAUGAAUUGUGUGGAUAACCGUAUAUUAGAGAACUAACGGGACUGUCCCGGCAGAGCUCCUGACCGAUGUGUACUAUGCAUGAAGUUUGUUGGAACCUCUCCAGCUUGCUGAUAAUAAAGAAUGAUUCAUUUAAGUUUGA